Messenger RNA from Prorocentrum cordatum, 333 nucleotides. NCBI's taxonomy places the organism in Eukaryota, Dinophyceae, Prorocentrales, Prorocentraceae. The record is from the annotation of a GenBank genome assembly.
AUGCAGGUGAACCACAUCCGUGAUGCACACAGCGUCGUCGGGUUGAUGCCAGACAACUUUGUUCCGGUCAGCAUCGUGCCGAAGCAUUGGAACUCCAGGUUCUGUUGUGGCUGUUGCUGCUGUUGCUGGACUUCGGUGCCCUCAGGCUUCAGCGCCAUGGUGUCCGCAUGGGGCAAAGACUUGGAGGGGGCCGAGGAGGAUGGAACCUGGGAGCCCGGCUUUCACUGGAUGUGCCCGUGGCACCGCGUGAAUCGGCUGGUCUCUCGGCAGCUCAUCAUCUUCGACACUCCGGUCAAGGCUGUCAAGACCGCGGAUAAUCUAGAUUUGAGCUAG